Messenger RNA from Suillus discolor, 363 nucleotides. RefSeq lists its product as uncharacterized. NCBI's taxonomy places the organism in Eukaryota, Fungi, Basidiomycota, Agaricomycetes, Boletales, Suillaceae. The record is from RefSeq and is a predicted model, not a curated record. The transcript is spliced from 3 exons. Bases 1 to 363 code for a protein of 120 amino acids.
AUGGAUAACUACGCUAACGCUAACAGAGGAGCUGGAAACGGAAACGGGGAUGGAGAUGGACACCAAAAUCACCAGAUGCCUCAACACUUCCUCCAAUACCCACUAAGGCCAUGGAACGUAAUGUUCACGAUGACUCGACAGCAACUCGCAUUGAUGUAUGUCACUUGGGCCGCCGCUCGAGUGCGUGUGCACCAACAAGUUUAUGAACCUGCCUUACCACUUCCUCCUAAUCCGCCACCUCUGAUCUGGCCAGACGAGCUGCAUGCGAUGAUGGUGUUAUGGAUCGCAAGGGAACACCGGAUGUUUGAAAUGGAGGUGCGGGAACUGGAAUACCUCCUGGGACUCAGAGAACACCGCUUCUAG